GGAUUGGUUGUUCCAUUGGUCCAGGCAGUGUAUGUGACAUGAAGUUUCAGGCUGACGUGAUGGAGACUACAUGCUGAGUUUCAUUAGGAGAACAUGGCUUAUAUAAAGCUUGUGUGCUUGCUGGGAUUUUUGGGGUCUGCCGUCUCAGUGCUACUGGAGAGAGACAACUUUUGUCCGGAUCAUUCCCUGGCUGGGUCUAUCACCUCCCUGGGUGCACUGUGGAGUAGGGGUGACAAGCAGCUGGUGGCGGAAUGUGCAGGGGACUGCUACAGGGAUCCCAGGUGCAAGUCGUUCUUCUACAACACUGUAACCCACACUUGUCAAGGGAUCUCUAACCGGUCCGUGUCAGCUGCAGACGUGGAGCCUGGAGACGCAUGGGUAUAUUACAGAAACUGUACUCAGAACGAUUGCUCGGACGCCUAUAAGUACGGCGUCGUGGACGGUCUCUAUACCGUGACUCCAGGAGGUGGAGAUGCAACUGUCAAGGUGUACUGUGACAUGAAGACACCAGGCGGGGGCUGGUUGGUAAUUCAGAGGCGAAUGGAUGGGUCGGUGGAUUUUAAGAGAACCUGGGACGAGUAUAAAGAAGGAUUCGGCUAUUUGGGGACUGAAUUUUGGCUAGGCAAUGAUUACAUCCAUUGGCUAACGUCUCAGAAAGACUACAAGCUUCGUAUCGACCUAGCAGACUUUGAAGACAAUACCUGUGUGUCCACCUAUGACCAAUUCGCUCUAGCCGACGAGGAUGGAUUAUACAUGCUGUCCACCAGUGGCUACACGGGAGAGUGUCAGGACAGUUUCUCAUAUGGAAACGGUCGCAAUUUUACAACCCUUGACCGAGACAACGACGCCCACUCGUCAAACUGUGGCGCUCUCUACCCUAGUGGCUGGUGGUAUGGAUCGUGUCACUCCUCUCAGCUCAACGGCCAAUACAACAACACGAACUACGCAUCCGGAGUGUGCUGGUCCAAGUGGAAGGGAUAUUAUUACUCUCUUCGAUUCUCGGAAAUGAAAAUUCAACCUGCGUAAACCUCUGACGGAAAUGUAUACUACUCAAUGGGGACAGGCGUUCUACCGUAAACUGGUGUGUUAUGCACGACAGAGUGUGAAGGCCAAUUUGUGGACUGUGCUAGAAGGAACACAUUCUUACACAACAAUGCAGAGUGUGCAUAAUUAAGACUGCACAAAACUACAGCACUGAACUUAAAUUAUCAGACAGGUCACAGUGAUGUGAACAAUAUUUAUUUGCAAAAACAAAUGCUGGAUUGGUCAACAUGCAAAAUUAGUUUUCAAAGACAUGUUCAGUGCACAUAUGUAUAAUGUUUAGAACAUAUGUAAGUACAACGCACUUCCUGGGAACGAUCGAAUGUAUAAAUGUUUUAACUGUUGAUUCUUGUACAGGCAUAUCAAUAUUUGGUCACUCAUCCGUCAAAUUUCGUAGUGUCCACAAGUCUACCAUAACACAUGUUGAAGCUUUAAUGAGGAUUUCAAUGUUGUAACCUUGAUCAAACAACUUCAGAGCAAGAGUCGCAUUGCAUUCUUAGUCUGCCGUCUUGGUGUUAUCGUUUGAUGAUUAGUUCCUAUAGUUUUAAAAAAAGGAAGGGCUACUCACGUUUAUUUUAUGAUGAAGAUUAGGCCAGGGGUCGACGUCGGAUUAAUUUCAUAUUUUAAAGUACAUAGUAUCAGAAGGAUAUUGUUCUGAAGGCGACAUUUCAAACUUCGUAAAUAAUCUAUCAUUGAGAUCACAGUUGUAAUAACAUCAUUGAGAUCACAGUUGUAAUAAUAUCAUUGAUAUGGGUUCCCCACUGACCAUUACACUGCAAAAUUUAUCCAAGAUGUUUAUGAGCAAAAACUGAUUCAAUCCUGAUGUCAUCCAUGAAGAUAUUUGGCAUUUGAGUUUUAUUUCUAAAAAAGAAAAUGGUAAUGUUCGGUUAGGAUCAAAAUGAUCUACAUACGCUUUUGCCCAUGUUGAUAACGAUUCUAUGUCGCUAUUUAGAAAAGUGCUUGAUGAUUCCGGGACAUUAAUAUAUAUAUAUAUUAUCAGCAAAUAAUGGAAUUUUCCACUAUAUCAUUUAUGAUUACUAAAAAUAACAGAGGUCCUAAAGCCGAACCUGGUGGCAGUCCCGCAAGCUCUGGUCUCAAUAGUCCUUUGUUACAGUACAUUGUUCUUCAUUUGACAAACCUUCUACCCUUUUCAAAUGCGGUCAUGCGUCGUACUAAGACGAAAUUUAUGUACAGCACAUUUGUAUAGCUCUAUCAAAGGCGUGUGUGGUUAAGCUUUCAUCAACGUCAUUAAGUGCGCUAUUGUGUCGAAGAAUGUUCUAGUCCAUCACUUGAUUGUCUGGUUUGUUUACAUGUCGCCGUCUCACGACAGGGGAACUGCUGUGCGGCGUCCCCCAGCAAAGUUUAACGCUUACUUGUAUGCAUAUUGUGAGAGUGGAGGGUGGUACCGGUAGCCCAGAGUAUGCUCAUAUUAUUGUUUUCGCAAACACCUUGUGUCACCAUUGCCUUACAGUGGCCAAUUCAUGUAAUUUCACUGCUGUUGUGUCUUUUGCGCCGAGUGGAAUUUGUUUGGGUGGUUAAUCCAGACUGGUUAUUCUCUGGCGUUGACGUUUUAUAUUUUACCUAGGUCACAAAGGAUUGCUCAGUGUUUAUACCUACAUCCAGAGAUUUUCAAAAUGUAAAGCACAAGGUGGUAUGCCAUUUAAUGUAUAUACCAAACUUUAUGAUACAAUGAUAUGGUCGGUGCUGAGCUACGGAGCAGCAGAGUAUUCAGCAGUAAACGCUCUACACCACAGAGCUAUACGUUUCUUUUUGGGACUCGGAAAGUGUGCCCCAAAUGUAGCAGUAAAUGGUGAAAGUGGCUGGGUACCUCCAAUAGUGAGACAGUGGGCAGCUGUGUGUAGACACUGGGCCAGAAUGUGUAACACAUCACAGAGGCGUUUAAACAAUAGAAUAUUCAAGGGCCAGUGACAAUGUCAGACCUCGAUACUAUGAAAACAGCGAUUUUGGAGAAAAUGCGUGAAUUUAGAUCUUCUAUAGAGGGGUCUGUGAAUGGGCUUAAAUCUCAACUAGAUCAGGUCGGCGUCAAAUGCUCUAACUUGGAACAGCAGUUAAGAGUAUCCAAACUGACGUCAAUUGCCUUAAGCAUAAGCAGGAAAUCAUGUAUAGUGAUAUAGAUGCCUUACAUGAGAAAACUGAAAUGUUAGAUCGUGGUCUUGGUGCUGUUGAAAAUAGUGUGAACAGGCUUGAUGCCUUUAGUAGGCGGGACAACGUUGUGUUCUACGGGAUACAGGAGUCAAGUAAGGAAGAUUAUGACACCUCUAAAGAAGCUGUGAUCACAACACUCAAUAGCCACGCGAAGGAGAAGACCUGGAAGAAGGAAGACAUUUUAAGGGCGCAUCGCAUUGGACCAAAAUGAUCGGAUGGUCAAGACAGCCCACGCCCAUUAAUCGCUAAGUUUUCCUUUACAGAGGACAAAAUAUUAGCUCUUCAGUCACGAAAAAAUCUACAAAAUGCAAACAUUGGUAUUGCCAAUGAUCUCACGAAGCGACAGCGCGAAAAUAUUUCUAAGAUGAGAGAAAAGGGGUUAAUUGCAUACCUCAAAAUAGAACGAAAUUCACCAAGCCUUUGGAACAGGAUCAAGCGAGAGGUCGGGAAACUAGGCAGCGACGUCAACAGACAUCUACACAACAGGACACCUAUGCAGAAAGGACAGCACGGAAAACAGCUUCACAGGAAGAGGACAACAGUGACAGGACUCAGUUUACCCAUAGAGAUUCUAAGAGUGUUUCACGAUCGAGCACUAAGAGAAGUUGAGGGUGUGGCCAGGGCCCUGGAUCUGGUUACAAUGGUGAUAAGUGUUGCUCAAUUUUGUCAUGGAACAUUGGAGGUCUUCGUAAGAAGUUAGAGGACAAUGAAUUCAUUGAAUAUAUUAGAAGCUUUGAUAUUGUUAUUUUACCAGAAACUUUCCUUGAUAAAACUGUUGAUGCUCCUGAACUAAAUGAUUAUGAUAUUUACUUUGCCAAAGCUCAUAAAAUUGCAAAUUACGGUAGACUGUCAGGUGGGGUAUGUAUGUAUGUGAAGAAAGCUUUAUCUUCUUAUUGCGUUCAAUACCCCUUGUCUUUUGAUAAUGCCAUUUGCAUAAAAUUAUCUAAAUGCCUAUUCGGUUGUGAUAAAGAUAUUCUUUUAUUUGGAAUGUACAUACCGCCAUAUGGAUCAAACUACUAUGAUACCUCAGGAAAAAGAACAAGUUUUGAACAACAGGAACAGUGGUUGAUUGAACAUUCAUCUGAACUGUUAGAUUUUUACGUACCGGUAUGUGGUGAUUUAAAUGAACGUACUGGUAAUAACAAUAAUCACCCUGAGCCGGGUAAUGAUGAGGAAACAAGUGUAUUCCCCGAGGAGGAACCUGUGCAUGUCGUGGAGAGAUCUUCAACGGAUACAUUUAUGAAUAGAUUUGGUAAAAUGUUGUUAGAUUUUUGUUUUGCAUUCAACAUUUAUGUCUUAAAUGGGAGGUUCAAGGGGGAUGAGCAGGGGGAAUUUACUUAUGUAUCUGACCAAGGUUGUAGUGUUGUUGAUUAUUUUAUUGCCUCUCCUGCUCUUUUUGAAUACUUCACUCGCUUCACAGUCGAACAGAGGCUAGAUUCAAAACAUAUGCCCUUGUUGCUAUAUUUUAACAGGCCACCCAUUAGUAAGGUAGAAGUAGAUGAUUCAACAGAAUGUAGAUCAUCCAAAUACCAGUGGAAUGUGGAUAAUGUCAAUACAUUUGUUGACAACCUUAAAUCGAUCUAUUUUGCAACUUCUGCUAAUCUCAUGGCUAGCGUUAAUGUCAACAUCAAUUCAGCUCUUGAUAUGUUUGUUUCCACUUUGCUAGAUGCUGCAAGUUGUAUGAAAAAAACAGUUUACCAUAAAAAUGUUAGAAAUGGAUUUUACAGUUAUGAGUGUAGGAUAGCUAAGCAUAAAGCUAAGAAAUAUCUUAGACUAUUUCGGAGAUAUUAAUCAAACUUAUUCAGAAGACAAUACUGUACUUUAUGGAAUAGAUAUAAAUUUGUCUGCCAAAAGUCAACAUUUUUAGCAAUGUGUUCAAUGCUGAUAUCUUAUGUGAUCAGAAUGUCUCCUCAUCGAAUGUAGACAACGAAGUAAAUUUAGAACCCAACUUUGCUAAUGUGGUAAACAAUGUGGAAGAGUAUAUAUUGGACUCCACUAUAACCGAUGAAGAGAUACAUAAUGCUAUAUCUCAUUUGAAAGAUGGCAAAGCUUCAGGUAUAGAUGAUGUGGUAAUUGAAAUGUUAAAAGUCUCUGAUGUCAUGCCCUUUUUGAAUGUGUUAUUUAAUAGAAUAUUUGAGUCUGGUGUUUUUCCUGAUGUUUGAUCAAAAGCUAUUAUCAUUCCUGUUCAUAAAAAAGGAGAGAAAAGUAAUCCUGAUAACUAUCGCGGUAUUUCACUUUUCAGUGUUAUAGGUAAAGUUUACACGUCUGUUUUAAGUAAACGACUAACUAUAUGGGCAAACAUCAAGAACAGAAUACCAGAAACACAGGCCGGUUUCAGAAAGGGUUAUGCAACCACUGACCACAUAUUUACUCUGUAUGCUAUUAUUCAGAAAUGUUUAUGUAAAAAGAAAUCAAAACUUUAUGCUGCAUUUGUAGAUUUUGAAAGGCUUUUGAUUUUGUUAACCGUGAUAAGUUGUUGAAUCUCUUAAUGUCUUAUGGUAUAAGUAGUAAAAUGUUAAAAGCUUUAAGAAGUUUAUAUAAAAGUGUUAAAUCGUGUGUAAAAUGUGAUCUAGGUUUCACAGAUUAUUUUGACUGCCCUACUGGUCUACGACAAGGAUGUAUUUUGAGUCCAUUACUGUUUUCACUUUUCAUAAGCGAAUUAUCAAAUGAAGUUAUUUCUAGUGGAAAGCAUAAUGUACAGUUAUUCCCUGAUUUAAUAGAGAUACUGUUAUUGUUGUUUGCCGACGAUGUUAUUUUAACAUCAGAUAGUGUCACGGGGCUAUAGACUCAGUUGAAUAUUCUAGAAACCCACACAGAAAAAUGGAAUUUAACGGUAAAUCUGGGAAAAACAAAAGUUGUUGGAUUCAGACGAGGUGGGGUGCUUUCAAAAAAUGAUAUUUGAUAUUAUAGGAGGGGGGGGGGGAGGUUGAGGUAGUGUCAAGCUACAAAUAUCUUGGUUUACCUCUUUAUUCAUCAGGAAAAUUCAGUAAUAGCAUAUCUGAUCUAGCACUAAGUGCAAAAAGAGCUUUGAUCGAAUUGAUUGCAACUUUAAGUAAAAUUGAUCUUAUUUCAAAGUCAGUGUUUUUUAAGAUAUUCGAUUCGCAAAUACAACCUAGAUUUUUAUAUGGCUCUGAAGUGUGGGGAUUUCAGCAAUAUGACAAAUUGGAAAAAGUUCAUCUAUUAGCCUGUAAGAACUUCUUUUUUCCCAUGGCUUUGGUUUUGGAUGGAUAUCGCAAACAGUUGGGAACCAGCUUUCAUUUCUACGACUUUUGAAGGAUACUUGUAUAAACAUCUUUUACCAAAACUGGAGAUCAGUCUUACACUCUAGUUCAAUAUAUCAUUUAUAUGCAGAGUUUAAAAGUCUUUUAGAACCUGAAAAAUAUCUUUCAGUUUUGUAAUGAAAGAAAAUUUAGAAUCAUAAUUGUAAGAUUUAGAGCAGGUCUUUUAAAAUUGAAGAAUAAUGAAGGCAAAUAUCUGUCGAUAGAAAAGUCUUUUCGAAAAUGUCCAGUCUGCAAUAAUGGUAUAGAGGAUGAAUUUCAUUUUUUACUCAUUUGUUCAAGUUAUAAUGAUCUCAGAAAAUAAUACUUAACGGCAAAACUUUGUCGAUAUCCUAGCUUGAACCAUUUCAAAUCUAUAAUGUGUAAUAACAAUGAAGCAGUCUUUAGCAGUUUAUCACGUUUCCUAUAUAUUACGCUUAUGCAAAAAGAACAAGUAGUACAAUUCAAUUAUGACAUAAGUCAUGUGUCACGUUACUUUACCGUUGCAUCUGUGAACAAUUGGUAUAUUGUGAACUGUAAUUGUAUAUGGGCCCGAGGCCUUCAUGCAAAUAAAAGUUCUUCUUCUCCUU
This is a messenger RNA of Haliotis rufescens (red abalone), 7054 nucleotides long. Its product is annotated as microfibril-associated glycoprotein 4-like. The transcript is spliced from 6 exons. Lineage: Eukaryota; Metazoa; Mollusca; Gastropoda; Lepetellida; Haliotidae. The record is from RefSeq and is a predicted model, not a curated record. Bases 94 to 1026 code for a protein of 310 amino acids.